Messenger RNA from Fragaria vesca subsp. vesca, 1299 nucleotides. RefSeq lists its product as uncharacterized. The record is from RefSeq and is a predicted model, not a curated record. NCBI's taxonomy places the organism in Eukaryota, Viridiplantae, Streptophyta, Magnoliopsida, Rosales, Rosaceae. Bases 1 to 1299 code for a protein of 432 amino acids. The transcript is spliced from 3 exons.
AUGAGGAAGCUUUGUCCCAACUUGGACCGUGAAGACGGCUUGGAAACUGUUCUGGAGGUUCCAAUCCCAGAAGAGAUAUUCUCUCCUACUAACAAAAGCCCUAAGAUUUCAUGGCAGGGCAUGAAGUCAUGGAUGAAAUCAUCAAACACCGAGCAUUCAACUGUAUUCGGAAGCAAAAGCGCAGAGAUCCAGCUCUUGCUCGGAGUUAUUGGAGCACCACUGAUUCCUAUUACUAUUCCCAACAACGAUCACCAACUCAUCAAUCGCAACAUCAAGGAUCAGCCUAUUGAAGCUUCAAUGGCUAAAUACAUUGUGAAGCAAUACAUAGCUGCAGUGGGUGGGGAGACUGCCUUGAACUCUAUAGACAGCAUGUAUGCAAUGGGAAAGGUGAAGAUGGCAGCUUCAGAGUUUUGUACUGGGGAAGCAAAGUUAAAUAGUCCCAAGAGAAAGAUGAAGAACUUGAAAUCACUUGAAAAUGGUGAAAUGGGAGGAUUUGUACUAUGGCAGAAGAGGCCAGAGCUAUGGUGCUUGGAGCUGGUGGUGUCUGGCUGCAAGAUUAGCGCCGGGAGUGAUGGCAAGGUGGCUUGGCGACAAACCCCCUGGCAUCACUCCCACGCUUCUCGAGGCCCGCCUCGUCCCCUCAGACGCCUCCUUCAGGGACUUGAUCCAAGGUCAACUGCAAAUUUGUUCAGCAAUUCAGUUUGUAUUGGAGAGAAGCCAAUCAACGAAGAAGACUGCUUCAUACUUAAAGUGGAAGCCGAACCCUCAACGCUCCGAGCAAGAAGCAGCAGCAACGUAGAGAUAAUACGACACACCGUUUGGGGAUACUUCAGCCAAAGAACAGGUCUCCUAGUCCAACUAGAAGACUCCCACCUCCUGAGAAUCAAGACCUCCGGCAACGACAGCAUUUUCUGGGAAACCACAAUGGAGUCGUACAUCCAAGACUACAGAACCAUCGACGGCGUUAACAUCGCACAUUCCGGGAGGACAAGCGUGUCGUUGGUGAGGUUUGGUGAGAGCAGUGAAGCGCAUUCGAGGACUAGAAUGGAAGAGGUUUGGGACAUUGAGGAAGUUGAUUUCAACAUUAAGGGUUUGUCUAUGGACUGCUUCUUGCCUCCUGGUGACUUGAAGACAGAGGAAGAAGGAGGGUGUGGGAUGGUGACUAAUAAUACCAAGGCAAAGUUACCGUUCAGGAUUUUAUCAUCUUCAAAAGUGCGAGCUUCCAAAAUAGCCGCCAUUGAUGUUUAUGAUGAUGAUUCAGAGAGCAGUAGUGGAAGUAGUACUGACCAAGAACUGUAA